Molecule: messenger RNA, 822 nt
Organism: Momordica charantia (bitter melon)
Lineage: Eukaryota; Viridiplantae; Streptophyta; Magnoliopsida; Cucurbitales; Cucurbitaceae
Product: small nuclear ribonucleoprotein SmD1b
Biological process (GO): spliceosomal snRNP assembly; RNA processing
Molecular function (GO): RNA binding
Source: RefSeq, a predicted model, not a curated record
AAAAUUAUAAUCGUAAACCCUAGCCGUCUGCUUCCCUCCCUCCCUUUUCAAAUUUCACUUCGUUUUCCCGUCCAUUUCUUGCUUCGCACCUCCCUCGAUCUCAGAACAGGCAUGGGGAAGGAGACAAGCUCAAUUUGGCAUUCUUCAUUGUAAUCUGUUGAAUAAUAUUUGGUACGAGACGGGAACUUCUUUUUGUCCUCCACCAGGCUGCUGAAAUACUGCUAGUUUGAACUAGCUUCGCCGGUUGAUUAUUUUCUUUCCAUUGUGCCGAACCAGAAACCCUACAUUCUGUAUUUCCUCUGCUAUCAUGAAGCUCGUCAGGUUUUUGAUGAAGCUCAACAAUGAGACUGUCUCAAUCGAGCUCAAAAAUGGAACCGUUGUCCAUGGCACUAUCACAGGUGUGGACAUUAGCAUGAAUACACAUUUGAAGGCUGUGAAACUUACCCUAAAGGGGAAAAAUCCAGUUACCAUGGAUCAUUUAAGUGUGAGGGGUAACAACAUCAGAUAUUAUAUUCUCCCUGACAGCUUGAAUCUUGAGACUUUACUUGUUGAAGAGACACCCAGGGUCAAGCCCAAGAAACCAACUGCAGGGAGGCCUUUGGGACGGGGACGCGGACGAGGGCGUGGGCGUGGUCGUGGGCGUGGACGCUAGACUUGUUGCAGUUGUUUCCAUUUUUGUGCCUCGUAGUGUAAACAUAUGUAUUGGAGGGAAGUUUAUGAAUUUAGUGACAUGGAGAGCUGGUAUGACAAUUCACUUACCAAUAUCAUGUUAUAUUACAAUGCCAUCUUGUUGUUUCUUAUGAUUGAUGAGGCUUUGCUGUA